Pelagomonas calceolata is the source of this 917-nucleotide messenger RNA. The record is from the annotation of a GenBank genome assembly. Lineage: Eukaryota; Pelagophyceae; Pelagomonadales; Pelagomonadaceae.
AUGGCGCUGCUCCGAGGCCUGCGCGCCGCCGCCGCGCGCCUCCCACGACGACCACCGCCGUCGACGCGACGCCGCGCGCUGACGUCGACCAAGGAGCGGUCCAAGGCGAGCCGCGAGGACGACCAGCGUCUGUAUCACCGGGCGAAGUUGGCUGGGGCCUUGAAUGACGAGCCAACAAAAAACCCGAUGAUCGACGCCGUCCUGGGCGCGGCCGUGGCCCUGUUCUUCGGCGGCGGGAUCUACGCCCUGUUCCUCCGCUCCUCGGGGCGGCUGUCCGUCCCGGCCGAUCCGACGGACCGCCAGUUCUUCGAAAACCCGAGGUACAAAGGAUGGCGGAAGAAGUUUACGGACGAGGAGCUUGAGUGGCUGGGGGAUAACCGACCGACCAAAGCGCAGGAGGCGGCCAUCCUCGCGGCGCGGCGGCGAGCCUAUAUAUAUAUACGCCCGUCGCCGAAAUAAUUGAGGCGGCGCCCGUCGUCGUGUUUUCAGCCCCUGAUUGCCCGUACUGCGACGAGGCGAAAGCCGCCCUCCGCGACGCCGGCGUGGCGUUCACGGAGGUCGCCGCGAGCGACUGGCAGCGGGUGCAGCUGACGAAGCGGACGGGCUCGCGGACCGUGCCCCAGGUCUUCGCGGGCGGCGAGUUCGUCGGCGGCUGCCACGACGGCGGGCUUGGUGGCACGGUUCCGCUCCUCCGCAUGGGGUUGCUCCAGGAGAUGGCCGCGCGGGCCGCCGGCGAGCGGGACCGCGAGAAGCAGGCCGUCGAACGCCAGCUCGCCCGUCGCGACGGCCGCCUGCACGUCGUCGGCGUCGAGCCAGCCGACGCCGUCGUCGUCGGCCGCGUCCAUCCCGCGCACGCGGCCGCCGGCGACGAGCUCGCGCGGCUGCGGCGGCAGCUCGCCGCCGAGAAGAAAGACUAA